AUGUUUAUUAAUUCACUUAAUUUGAGACAAAUGAGUAGUACUAUUUCUUCUCGAAUUUUAGAUGGAAUAUUUAUUGGAAAUUAUAUUCCAUUACAAGUAUAGUAUAAUACCAUGUCUUAGGAAGAAUAAUAUCUAAAUAUUAACCAAAUAACUCAUAUAGUAAAUUGUUCAGCUUAAGAAAUUAAAGCUCCUCCUAAUUUAAAAGUGUUAAACUAUCAUUGGAAAGAUGAAGAUAAUUAAGUAUAUCAUUAAUAUACCUAGAUAAUUAUUACUAUCGAAAACCUAAUUUAGAUUACGACCUUUGUAGAAAGAGCUAUAAAACAAGGAGAAAGUGCUUUAUUUUGCUGUCUUAAUGGUUAAAGUCGAUCAUUGACAGCCUUAAUAGGCUAUCUUAUGUAUAGGUAAUUUUUAUAUAUUUAUAGGUCAAGAUAUAAAUGGAGCUUGUUCAAAGUUCUUCAAUACAUAAAUAUUUAGAAAAAGGAUUUUGAAAUAAGAGCAAGUUUUUUAAAAUAACUCAUUGAUUUUGAAAAGAAAGAGCUUAGCUAGUUUGUAAUCAGUCGAAAUUGGAAUUAAAUAUCUAAUGAUCAAGAGUAGACACUAUUGCAAAACACUUACUUAAAUUCUGUACAAAAAAAUUAAGAUGAUCAAAUUUUUAUGAAAUUAUAACCCAAAACUUUAAAUAGAACCAAAAGAAAAGUUUCUUGGGCUAGAUGCCUAAUUUAAUAAACUCCUUAGAUUGUUUAUUCGAUUUGUACAAAAUUUAUGAAAUAAGAGAAAUCAAUUUUAAAAAACAAUAAUACUAAUUUACUUGGUGGCAACAAUUCUUAAUAAAAAGAAAGCCCAAACAAUUAAAAAUUAAAACCACGAAUAAUUGAUGAAGAAUUAUUUGUUAAAAAAAAUACUUACAGACUUAGUGAUAAGAAAUAAAGAAAUUUAACUCCUUAUAAUACUAAGAGAUUCAAUAAUUAAAAUUUAAUUACUCUAAAUAAAAAAUUUGAAUCAUUUUUAGAUAUAGACAUUAACACCUAACAAAUAUAGAAAAAGCAUAGGUCUUAAACAAAUACACCUAAAAUUAAUAAAACUCAAAGAUUCAGUAGUUUGGAUAACCAGAAUAAUGAUUCAUGUAUUUUAGCUGCCAUCAAUCAAGAAAAAAUGAGAAAAUCUCUUUUACCAUAGAGAAGGGCUCAAUUCAAACUUAUAAAUAUGAUUUGA
Paramecium sonneborni is the source of this 1212-nucleotide messenger RNA. NCBI's taxonomy places the organism in Eukaryota, Ciliophora, Oligohymenophorea, Peniculida, Parameciidae. The record is from the annotation of a GenBank genome assembly.